Messenger RNA from Theobroma cacao (cacao), 1781 nucleotides. Lineage: Eukaryota; Viridiplantae; Streptophyta; Magnoliopsida; Malvales; Malvaceae. The record is from RefSeq and is a predicted model, not a curated record.
AUUUGUUUCACAUACAAACGCAACCGACGACAAUUCACAGAAACUCUCUCUUUCCCCCUUCUUCCCCGGUUCCCACCCUCCCCAAAUCAUGAAACCCUAAUUUCCUACUAGUCAACCCAAAUCAGCGCCUCUAUUUCACUAUCACUACAUAUGAACCCUAAUUAGCUAAUACCCUUUUCCCCUUUUCACCCCCUAGUUCUUCUAGGGUAAGAUUUUUCCUUCAAUUUUUUCACCUUCGAUUCGAUCUUUGCCUCUUUUCUUUUUUUUUUUUUCUCAAAUUCAAACAUGGAUGGCAACAAAGAUGACGCCUUGAAAUGCUUGAAAAUCGGGAAAGAAGCGUUGGACGCUGGAGAUCGUGCGCGUGCACUCAAAUUCCUCAACAAAGCGCGUCGCCUGGACCCAACACUUCCUAUCGACAAUCUCUUAUCAGCAGCAGCCGAAAAAGAUUCCGACGACCGACCCGCCCCGGAAUCUCCGGGGUCCACCAAAGAUCCGUCCGGGGCUUCUCAUUCUAAGCCGUCCGAUCAACCGUCAAUUCGCCAAAGGAAUCCAUCAACUGGGUCAGCUGCCUCCUCUUCUUCGUCGGCUUCUUACACCGAAGAGCAAAUCACAAUCGUGAAGCAAAUCAAGAAAAAGAAGGAUUAUUAUGAUAUUUUGGGGUUAGAGAAAACGUGUUCCGUUGAAGAUGUUCGUAAAGCUUAUCGGAAACUAUCCUUAAAAGUUCAUCCUGAUAAGAACAAAGCUCCCGGGGCUGAGGAAGCGUUUAAGUUGGUUUCAAAAGCGUUUCAGUGCCUAAGCAAUGAAGAAAGUAGGAAAAAAUAUGAUCUUGUCGGAUCGGAUGAACCUGUUUAUGAAAGGAGAGCUUCAGCAUAUCGUGGCGGAGGAGGCAACGGGUUUAAUGGUUUUUAUGAUACUGAUUUUGAUGCUGAUGAGAUAUUUAGGAACUUUUUCUUCGGUGGAAUGCCUCCUGCAACCACGCAAUUUCGAAGUUUCAAUUUUGGGCCUGGGAUGGGAGCUAGAAUGGGGGAUCAUGGCUCUACCGGAUUCAAUAUUCGGAUGCUGAUUCAGUUGUUACCGGUUCUGGUAAUUCUUUUGUUGAACUUUUUACCGUCCUCUGAGCCUGUUUAUUCACUGUCCAGGUCGUAUCCUUAUGAGUACAAGUUCAUAACACAGAAGGGUGUGAAUUAUUAUGUGAGGUCAACGAAAUUUGAGCAAGAUUAUCCACUUAAUAGUCCUGAGCGUAUAAAGAUCGAGGAGCGUGUUGAGAGAGAUUAUUAUUCAGUUUUGGCCCAGAAUUGUAGGUUUGAGCUGCAGCGGCAGCAGUGGGGGUUUAUUCGUGAGACGCCACAUUGUGAUUUGUUGCAGAAGUUUCAGUCGGCAGCUUAAUGGCUUCCAUUAAGGUGGGACACUAAACUAAAAGGACCACACUUUUCACCUUUCACUCUCUGCUUGUUGUGCUACUCAAAGACCGGCAACUGCACUGUGUAUUGGAUAAUACUCAUGGCAAAAUCUUUUUCAAUUUUAUAGUUAAGGUUCAUUGAUCCUGUAUCUAGAGUUCUCAGGCUUGCUAGUACAGCAUUAAGACCACAUACUAAAUUUUUCGGGGUAUUGUUUAACGUGAGAUGCUAUAUACCGAGAGUGAUGUAUGUCCAGAGUAUUGUCUGGACUGUUAUAGGAUACGCACCAAGCAUUUUGAUGUUAAUGAAGUUAUUUCCCCUAUCCAAAAAAUUAAAGAAAGGUAAAUGCAGUCUUUGUUUUGAAAAGUUAGCAUAUCUUAAGGU